Messenger RNA from Dovyalis caffra, 1680 nucleotides. The record is from the annotation of a GenBank genome assembly. Lineage: Eukaryota; Viridiplantae; Streptophyta; Magnoliopsida; Malpighiales; Salicaceae.
AUGAUUCGCAAAAUAGCUGUUUCGAUUGUUUCCCUCAUUCUUGUUGUUGGUGCUGUCAUUGCGGUGGUGAGUUUAGUGAACACCCCUAAGGGAUCCGAUGGUGGGAAGAAAGAAGAAAACUUGUCUCCAUCAAUGAAGAUUGCUAAUCAACUAUGUCAGCCAUCAGAUUACAAAGAAUCUUGCAUCAAGACCCUUAGCUCUGUGAACAGCACCGAUCCUAAAGAAUUUGUCAAGCAAGCUAUAUUGACUGCCUCAGAUGCUGUCAAGAAAUCAUUCAACUUCUCCGAUGAUUUGAUCGCCAAGGCCAGCAACGAUAAGCGUGAGAAAAUGGCCUUGGGUGAUUGCAAGGAGUUGUUGGACUACGCCGUUCAAGAGCUUCAAGCAGCAACGUCAAUGGUGGGAGAUAGUGAUUUGCACACCACAAAUGACCGAGUUGCAGAGUUACAAAGUUGGUUGAGCGCCGUCCUUGCAUAUCAAGAAACAUGCGUGGAUGGAUUUGAUGAUAAGAGUUCCAUCAAGCCUAUCAUACAACAAGGUUUCGUCGAUGCUAGCCAGCUUACAGAUAAUGUUUUGGCUAUCAUUUCUGGCUUGUCAGACUUCCUCAAAUCCGUAGGCCUUCAGUUUAACAUUCCUUCUAACUCUCGUCGUCUCCUUGCUGACGAUGGAUUCCCAACCUGGUUCUCUGGUGCUGAUCGUAAGCUUUUGGCUGCCAAAGACAAUGGUAGGGUUAAACCAAAUGUGGUUGUGGCCCAGGAUGGCAGUGGACAGUUCAAGACCAUCAGUGCAGCCAUUGCUGCAUAUCCCAACAACCUCAAGGGACGAUAUGUUAUCUAUGUUAAGGCAGGAACUUACCGGGAGUAUGUUACUAUUGACAAGAAGAAGCCCAAUAUCUUCAUCUACGGUGAUGGACCAAGGAAGACCAUCGUCACAGGAAGCAAGAGCUUUGCCAAGGAUGGCUUGGGCACCUGGAAGACUGCUACUUUUGUGGCUGAAGCUGAUGGGUUCAUGGCCAAGUCGAUGGGAUUCCAAAACACCGCUGGUCCUGACGGGCACCAGGCUGUGGCACUUCGCGUAAGUUCUGACAUGGCAGUAUUCGUCAACUGCAGGAUGGACGGGUACCAAGACACAUUGUUGUACCAAGCUAAGCGUCAAUUCUACCGCAACUGUGUGAUUUCUGGCACCGUAGAUUUCAUCUUCGGUUACGGAGCUGCUGUGAUCCAGAACUCCUUGAUUGUUGCCCGGAGACCUAACGACAACCAGCAGAACUCUGUGACGGCAGACGGCAGGAAAGAGAGGCACGCCACCACCGGAUUGGUCAUCCACAACUGCAGGAUCGUUCCUGAGCAGAAGCUAGUGGCUGAUAGGUUCAAGAUCCCAACAUUCCUGGGCAGGCCAUGGAAACCAUACUCCAGGACUGUUGUCAUGGAGUCAGAAUUAGGAGAUUUCAUCCAACCUGCUGGAUGGAUGCCAUGGGCUGGAAGCUUGCAUCUCGAUACUCUGUACUAUGCCGAGUAUGCCAACAGAGGCCCUGGUGCGAACACCCAGAAGAGGGUGAACUGGAAGACCUUCCAUGUCAUUAACAGGAACGAGGCUCUUCAAUUCACUGCUGGCCAGUUCCUUCAGGGCGCUGCUUGGAUUAAAAAUGCUGGAGCGCCCGUCUUGCUUGGCCUAAAACGUUGA